This is a messenger RNA of Camellia sinensis, 6772 nucleotides long. RefSeq lists its product as uncharacterized. Lineage: Eukaryota; Viridiplantae; Streptophyta; Magnoliopsida; Ericales; Theaceae. The record is from RefSeq and is a predicted model, not a curated record.
AAUAAAAAUAAUAAUAAUUUUAGAUGUAAGAGCAUAGUACUGAUCUCAAAAUGUUCUCUCCUCCUCAAACUCUCCUUCAAAACCUCUCUGAACCUGAUUGUUUCUCUUUGAUGGAUGUUAAUGGUCUUGUUUGUCUUUGGUGAAAAGCUUUUCUCUUCACCGUCGACUGAGUUGUUAAGGCUAUGCAUGUUUCAUCUCUAAGACACUCUGGAAAGUUUCCAAGGUUUUUCUUUCUUCACUUCCACUUCAAUUCUAUUAUUUCUCUCUGUUUAAAUCUCAACUUACUUUCUGUCUUCAGUUUUAUUAUAAAUCUCUGUGUUCCACUGUUGCUUACCAGAAAAAACAAAAAAAAAAAUUCCUGUAUUCUCUUUUGAUUUUAGGAAACUUUGUAAUCUUCUCCUCUGCAACUCUAUUUUAUUUACUCUGUGUUGAACAAUUACCAAAACAGUAUUCUCUGCAUUCUGUUUUCAUUUUACUAAGCUCACUUUCUUCUUUGCAAUUUCUGUUUUACAACACAAGUUCUCUUUGUCCAAUUAUAUUGUAAUUCUCUAUAGUCAACCUUGCUUGUCAAAAAAAAAAAAAACUUUAGAUCCCCUCUUGCAAAGUGUUCCUUUGAUAUCUUCAUGUCCUCUACAAAAUUGUAUUUCUCUUUGUUCAACUGUUACUUACCAGGAUAAAGAAAUCUCUGUAUAUCUUCUUUUGUUCUAGAAAUCUUUGUAAUCUCUUCCUCUGCCACUCUAUUUUAAGUCUGUGUUCAACAAUUACUAUUCUGUUUUCAAUAGUUGUCUGUUUUCUUCUAGUUUUACAUAUUGCAUUCCAGAAAAAGGGGAAAAAAAAAAAAAGAAAAGAAAAGAAACAGGGAGAGAGGUACAUUACUGAAAUAGAAGUGAGAAAUGGCUACUGGUUGGGUUGGUUUUGUCGGUCCAACUGUAGGCAAGAUUGGAGAAUUUCUAAUGGCUCCAGUUGGCCGUCAUUUCGGUUAUCUAUUUUCCUAUAAAAGCAAGGUCAAGAAUCUGAAAGAUGAAGUCAAGAAGUUGGAUGAGAAAAGAGAUGCAAUGCAGCUAUCAGUUGAUGAAGCAAAAAGAAAUGUAAAACGUAUCGGACCUGAUGUUAAGGGGUGGCUGGAAAGGGUUGAUAAAUGCCGCAUAGAGGCCAGAGAAAUUCUAAAAGAUGAAGUUGAAGCAAGCAAAGGGUGUCUAUAUGGGUGGUGUCCAAACCUGCCGUUACGUUACUCGCUCAGUAAGAAAGCAACCAACAAGGCAAAAGAGGUGGCUCAGUUGCACGAAGAGAGGAAACUGACGGAAGUGGCCUACAACGAGCCUCUACCUGGGAUAGAAUUCACAUCCACUGAAGGUAUUAAGCUUUUUGAAUCUAGAAGAUUGAUUAUGAACGAUGUCAUGGAGGCACUGAAGGAUGAUAGAUUCCACAUGAUUACAAUAUGUGGGAUGGGAGGUGUUGGUAAGACAACAAUGGUGAAAGAAGUUGCCAAAAGAGCAAAAGAAUUGAAAUUGUUUGAUGAGGUUGUGAUGGCUGUAGUGUCCCAAAGUCCUAAUGAAAGAAAGAUUCAAGGUGAAAUUGGAGAUAAUUUGGGUUUGAAAUUUGAGGAGGAGACUGAACGUGGAAGAGCAAAUCGACUGUGUGAAAGACUAAGGCGCACCAAUAGAAUCCUUGUCAUAUUGGACGAUGUUUGGAAGCGUCUCGAACUGAAUGACAUAGGAAUUCCAUUUGGAGAUGGUCAUAGAGGUUGCAAAAUUUUGCUGACUUCUAGAUUUGAUAAUGUAUGCAACGAUAUGAAUGCUCAAAAGAAAUUUACAGUUGAAGUCUUAACUGAAGAAGAAGCAUGGAAUCUCUUUCAGGAGAUGGCUGGAAUUUCCAACCACACAAGUCACACAAGUACUGAUUUGUAUAUCACGCAGAAGAAAGUUGCGGAUGAAUGUGGAUGUUUGCCGAUUGCUAUUGUUACAGUUGCGAGGGCACUCAAAGGUAAAGAUGAGCAGUCAUGGAAUUCAGCCCUUCUACAGUUACGUAAGUCCAUGGUAAAAAACAUCAGGGAAGUAGAAGAAAAUGUGUUUAAAUCUCUGGAGUUGAGUUACAACUUCUUAGGAAGUAGAGAAAUUAAGGAAUGCUUUUUGCUCUGCUCCUUAUAUGCUGAAGAUUUUAAUAUUCCAAUUGAAGAUCUCGUUAGAUAUGGAGUUGGGAUAGAGAUGUUUGAGGCCAUUGAUAGUGUCAACGAAGCAAGAGACAGAGUACAUGCCUUUGUCGAUGACUUAAAAAAAGGCUAUCUCUUGAUGGAUGGUGAACAAGAAGGUUGUGUUAAAAUCCAUGAUGUAGUUCGUGAUGUUGCUAUAUCAAUAGCAUCUAGGGAGGAGCAUUCAUUUAUGGUAAGAUGUGACGAAGCAUUGAAAGAAUGGCCGGAGAAAGAACGACACAAAAAUUAUGCUGUAAUUUCAUUGCGAUGCACUGGUAUGAGCAAGCUGCCUGAUAAUCUAGAAUUUCCAGAACUCCAUCUUUUACGGCUAGAGGACAAUUAUGCAUCAAAACUACCAAAUCUCCCAGAUAGUUUCUACGGAGGAAUGAAGGAACUCAAAGCUUUAAGCAUGUUGAAUGUGUACAUAAAAGGAUCACUGCCGACAUCCCUGCGAUGGUUGACCAACCUCCGAAGCUUGUCAUUAUACGAAUGCGGACUGAUCAAUGAUGUAUCUGUAAUAGGAGCGUUAGAGAAUCUAGAAAUUUUGAGUUUCGAAGGCACCCAAAUCGAGGAGUUGCCAAAAGAAAUAGGUCGGCUUAGUCACUUGAAGCUACUGGAUUUGUUGCGAUGUGAUGUGAAGACGAUUUGCCCAGGUGUUCUGUCGAGCUUAUCAAAGCUAGAAGAGUUGUAUCUUGGGUCUAGCUUUAAUGAUGUAUACAGGACUAAAGCGACUUUGACUGAGUUGUGUGGGUUGUCUAAUUUUACAACUUUGGUCAUUCACCUACGGCAUUUUGCAUACUGGCCAAGAGACUUGGUCCUUACGAAUCUAAAAGCAUUCGCUAUAAGCAUUGAGUACCGAAAUAGCUAUUUAUCUCAGAGGAUGAUCGGCACUAGAGAUUGUCGUGAUUAUCAGUUACAAAACCAGUUGAGUCUCGAGGAUCUUCACGAGAGCGAUCUUAUGGAGAGUGAGUUCAAGAAUCUUCUCAAGAUCACUAAAAUUGUAGAAUUAACACGAGCAGUAGGUGUGAAGAAUGUUGGCUAUGAUUUAGACAAAGAUGGUUUCAAAAAAUUAACAGAAUUGUCCUUGCAAAGUUGUCAGGAUCUGGAAUAUGUCAUUGACACAACAGAUGGGGUUCCAGUUCCACAAAUAGCCUUCCCUGUGUUGCAGUCGCUAUGUCUCGAAAAUUUAGAUAAAUUGAAAGAGAUUUGUCAUGGCCAACUACCGGAGGAGGCCUUCAGUGCCUUGAAAAGGCUGAAACUACAGGACUUGCCCGCAUUGACACAUUUGUGGAAGGGUCCUACUCAACUUGUACGGCUCCACAACCUAACUUCUCUAGAACUGCAGAGCUGUCAUAAACUGGAAAGGAUGUUCUCAUUAUCCAUAGCCAGAGAUCUAAUGCAACUACAGAUACUUCAUGUAUGUGCUUGUCGUAAGAUGGAAGUACUUAUUUCAAGUGAAGAAGAAGGAGAUCAAAAUGAGAUAGCAUCAACAACAACAGAAACAACAGAUAAAAUUGUGUUUCCCAAACUAAAGGAAUUGUAUCUUGAUAGCCUGCCAAGUUUUACUGCCAUCUGCGAGGUUAUGAAUGGAAUUGAGUUGCUGCAAUUGAACGAGCUGAAACUCUGCGAGAUACCAAUGCUCAAUAGUUUUUGCAAUACAUCGGAUAGCAAUUACGAUACUAUUCAACCUCUCUUCAAUAAGGUGGCCUUCAGUGCGUUGAAAGAGCUGAAACUAUGGGGCGUGCCCGCAUCGACACAUUUGUGGAAGGGUCCUACUCAACUUGUACGGCUUCGCAACCUCACUUUUCUAGAAUUGAAGAGAUGUGAUAAACUGGAAAGCAUGUUCUCAUUAUCCAUAGCCAGAGAUCUGAUGCAACUUGAGAUACUUCGUGUAUCUAAAUGUCAUAAGUUGGAAGUACUUAUUUCGAGUGAAGAAGAAGGAGAUCAAAAUGAGAUAGCAUCAACAACAACAGAAACAACAGAUAAAAUUGUGUUUCCCAAACUAAAGGAAUUGUAUCUUGAAAGCCUGCCAAGUUUUACUGCUAUCUGCGAGGUUAUGAAUGGAAUUGAGUUGCUGCAAUUGAACGAGCUGAAACUCUGCGAGAUACCAAUGCUCAAUAGUUUUUGCAAUACUUCGGAUAGCAAUUACGAUACUAUUCAACCUCUCUUCAAUAAGGUGGCCUUCAAUGCGUUGAAAGAGCUGAAACUAUGGGACGUGCCCGCAUCGACACAUUUGUGGAAGGGUCCUUCUCAACUUGUACGGCUUCGCAACCUCACUUUUCUAGAAUUGAAGAGAUGUGAUAAACUGGAAAGCAUGUUCUCAUUAUCCAUAGCUAGAGAUCUGAUGCAACUAGAGAUACUUCGUGUAUCUAAAUGUCAUAAGUUGGAAGUACUUAUUUCGAGUGAAGAAGAAAGAGAUCAAACUGAGAUAGCAUCAACAACAAUAGAAGCAACAGAUAAAAUUGUGUUUCCUAAACUAGAGGACUUGUAUCUCCAAGACCUGCCAACUUUUACUGCUAUCUGCAAGGCUAUGAAUGGAAUUGAGCUGUUGCAAUUGAACAAGCUAACACUCAGCCAGAUGCCAAAGCUCAGUAGUUUUUGUAAUGCUUCGGAUAGCAAUUACAAUACUAUUCAACCUCUCUUCAAUAAGGUUAAAUUAAUUACCAUUGAGAAAUUGGUGAUCUCUGGAAUGGAUAACGUGAUAGAGAUAUGGCCUAGGGAACUUCAACCUAAAGUGGGAGAGAUGUUAAUUUCGCAUUGUCGUAAGCUAUUGAAUAUUCUCAAGGGCAUGCAGAGUAUUGAACGACUUAUAGUGGGGUGCUGUCAAUCUGUGGAAGUAGCAUUUGAUCUUGAAGGAAUGAUUGUUAGAGAAGGCUAUCCAGAUAUCGUGCUCCCUUCAUUAACAGUAUUGGACCUACUUUAUCUACCAAAGUUGACACAUGUUUGGAAGAACAACUUACUAAGAAUUCCAAGCGUUCAGAACCUGACCUCCUUAGCAGUAGUGGGUUGUAGCAGUUUGAGAUAUAUAUUCUCAUCUUCUCAAGCCAAACUUCUUGUGAAACUACGACAAAUAUUUGUAGCUGAAUGUGGUGUGCUGGAAGCGAUUGUUAAUGAGGAACCAAAAGUAGAUGAUGAAGUCGCAACAAAUAUAAUCAUGUUACCGCAACUAAAUAGUCUCGAACUCUAUCAUCUGCCAAACCUCAAGAGUUUAUGUCCCCAAGCUUACACAUUUGAAGGAUCAUUCUUCAAGAAGAUAGAAGUAAUCAACUGUCCCAACAUGAGGGCACUCCCUUCAGCAUUGCAGCGCAUGCUAGAGCUACAAGAGAGCAGUGUUCGAGAAGUGGAAUUUUUUAACUCAGCUCAACAUCAUCUCUUGGAUAGAAAGUUUAGUUUAAGCACCAAGGGAAUGCUUGAUGUCACAGGAAUAGAUGAGCCAACUGAGAUAUGGCACAAUCAACUUGAAGUCGGAUGCCUUCACAAAGUAAGAUUCAUGCGAGUCCAGUGUUGUGGAAAAUUAUCAAGUGUUGUCUCGUCCAAGUUAAUGCAAAGGCUGCACAAUAUACAAUGGCUAAAAGUAUGGUGGUGUGAUUCACUGGAAAUGAUAUUUGAUCUCCAAGAGGGGGUAUGUGCUGAUGUUGCUGAGAAAGAAAUAUUAAUCACUCAGUUAAGCAAAUUGAUAUUGAAGUAUUUGCCCAAGUUGACAAACAUAUGGAAGAAUAUUUCCCAACAAACUCAUUGUUUCAAAAAUCUACGAUUUCUAACAGUGCAGCACUGUGACAACCUGAGAUAUAUAUUCACAAUUUCCAUGGCCAACGUUCUUGUGAAUCUACUAAAUCUAACUGUUGAACAUUGCGAGAAGGUAGAAAAGAUUGUCACCAGGGAAAACGAAGAAAUCUUUUCGCAAAGAAUUUACUCUAUCAAACUUAUAAAUCUUCCGAGUCUCGUGUGUUUUGGCCCGGAUGUAAAUAAUACUGAAAUUCCAGCAAGAAGAACGUCUGUAAGACUCUGCCCCAAAUUUCCAGGCAACGAGGAUGAAGUUGACUUUGACUUUGAUGGCAUUGAGAUUGACUUGGACUUUGAGGACGAUGACAACAAUGAGGAUGAAGUUGACUUUGACGACGAUGACAACAAUGAGGAUGAAGUUGACUUUGACUUUGAUGGCAUUGAGAUUGACUUGGACUUUGACGACGAUGACAAUUAGCAACGUUGUCAGGUGAUUUUCGCGGCAUGAUUUUCUCAAAUUCUAUGAAGAUCAAGAAGUUGGAGAAACAAGCCAAGGUUACAGGGUGGUCUCAUAUAUGUGUGGAAACUAUCUAGUUGUUAAGAUUACAUUUAUGGGACUAUUGUCUAAAUUUGAAUAAGCUAUUAGCUCUUACUAUUUGCUCUUUGUAGUGUGUGUUCUUGUUUGUUGGGUUGAUGAUGCUACUAGCAAAACCUUGUGUUUUGUGGGUACAACUGGACUUACUUUAUUAUUAGCCAUGUAAUAAUUUAUGGGUGAAUUUGAAAUUUGUGUUUUGUGUGCAAUUGCACCAAUGUCAUGAGUGAUUGUCAAUAUUAUUGAAUAAAUUAUACAGGAGACUCAAA